AUGGAGGCGCCGUUUGUCUACCUCCGCCCCACCGUCGAGGACGACGGCACCGGGUCGGUCGGCACGAGGAAGAAGAGUGAAGGUUGGGAAGAGAUUGGAGGGGAGGAGGACCGAGGAGACUACUGUUGCAUCUCGCGGCAUGUGAAGGCCAUUUGGAGGUUUGCAGGUGCGACUCCAUUUUUGUUGUUUGCUCAGUCUGGUCAUGUUUCUACUGUCAAGUAUUUUCUUGAUCAUGGUGGUGAUCUCGUGAAAGGAGAUAACAAAGGACAGACAGUUCUCCACCAUGCUAUGUGUAUAGGAUGCUGCAAUGUGACAGAGUUCCUCCUGUCAAAAGGACUGCCUGUUGACAUAGACCGUGGCCAUGGAACACCACUCUACAUGGCUGCUUUAAAUGAGCAGGAUAAGACAGUGAAGAUUUUGUUGGACCACCACGGAAAUCCUAACAUCAUUAUCAACGGUGCUAACAGUCUCCUUAUGAGUGCUCUUGUUUACCGUUCAUUGAAGUGCAUGAAGCUACUCAUUAAGGUGACGACCAUUGUGGUCCUUUGCAAGAGUUACAGUGAGUUGGGUAGGUUGCCAGUAGAGCUUGCUGCGAUAUGUGAUUACAUGGAAGAGGUUGAAAUGUUGUUUCCUGUGACUUCUCCAAUUCCAAAUGUCCCAAACUGGAGUAUUGAAGGAGUAAUUUCUCAUGCAAAGAUUGAAGAAAAGAAGUCAAUUGAGCAACGACACCUUGAAAGAAGAAAAAGUUUGUUCAAGUCACAUGCUGAUAAGGCAUUCAAGCAGAAGGACUAUAAGAUGGCAACAAAGUUUAUUGACAUGGCAAUAGAGCAUACAGAGAGUGUAACACUGUAUGCAAACAGGAGUCUUUGCAAACUGCUCAUGGAUGAUGGUGAAGGUGCUUUGUCAGAUGCUCUCAUGUGCAGAAUGCUGCGACCUGAUUGGGCAAAAGCUUGCUACCGUCAAGGUGCAGCUCACAUGCUACUCAAGGAGUAUAAACAAGCCUGUGAUGCUCUCUUGGACGCACAAAAUUUGGAUCCUGGGAAUGCCAAAAUUGAGGGUGAACUACGAUAA
Molecule: messenger RNA, 1071 nt
Organism: Triticum dicoccoides
Lineage: Eukaryota; Viridiplantae; Streptophyta; Magnoliopsida; Poales; Poaceae
Product: ankyrin-1-like
Exons: 15
Coding region: 1-1071 (356 amino acids)
Molecular function (GO): protein binding
Source: RefSeq, a predicted model, not a curated record